Messenger RNA from Petromyzon marinus (sea lamprey), 8643 nucleotides. Its product is annotated as zinc finger and BTB domain-containing protein 8A-like. Lineage: Eukaryota; Metazoa; Chordata; Hyperoartia; Petromyzontiformes; Petromyzontidae. The record is from RefSeq and is a predicted model, not a curated record. Gene Ontology annotation, molecular function: RNA polymerase II cis-regulatory region sequence-specific DNA binding; DNA-binding transcription factor activity, RNA polymerase II-specific; protein binding. Gene Ontology annotation, biological process: regulation of transcription by RNA polymerase II.
CCUCCCGCCGUCCAACUUCCGGUCGGAGCCGGAAGUGAGCAGAGUCCGUGUUGGAAGUGGCGCGGGGGGAGCGCGGCGCGAAGGUGACGAGAGAGGGAGACGGCGCGCCUCGGACUCCCCGCGCUCCCCUGGACUCCUGCCGGCUCUCGGCUGCUCCUCGUCGACUCCCCCUCAUCAACGCCUCCUCCUGCCGCCCUCAUCAGCCCUCAUUUGCCACGGGCCCCCCACCCCACCCCCCCCCACAACCAGCUGCCGAGGGGGAACACGCGUCCUCCAGUUGGUGGUGGAGGGUGUGCAAGAUGAUCUGCAACAGGAGGUGAUGAGAUUCUGGGACACCGCAAGAUACUGGAACAUCACAGGACACACCUGUACAUUACAGCAGGUGUCGGGGUGUUGUGAAAGUUGCUCGCGUGUGGGAUUGAAAUGGCUGAGGAGCCCGAAUUAUGCUACCUGCGAGCGCUAGCCAGCGAGCUGAACCUGCAACGCAAGAACGGCACGCACUGUGAUUGCCAUGUCGUUGUUCAAGGCAGUACCUUCAAGGCCCACCGCAACGUGCUGUUUGCGGCGAGUCCGCACGUGCGUGCCCUCCUGCGGGGCCAGGCAGAGCGCCCUGGCCAGGUUGUGGUCAUCCACCUGGACAUCGUGACGGCUGCUGGGUUCGCUGCCAUCCUUGACUACAUGUACUCGGGGCGUGUCAUACUCUCCUCGCGCAACAUGAUCGAGGUGAUGUCGGCCGCCAGCUACCUGCAGAUGACCGAGCUAGUGCGUCUGUGCGACCACUACAUCCGCACCUCCUUCAAGGACGGCAGCGUGCCGACGGAGCAGCCCCUUGGACUGUCGGUCGUUGCCCCGGUGUUGCCGAAUGCCGAGCUGCCCGAGGGGGUCAGUGCCGAUGGCGGUGCUGGCGCCGAGGGCGACGCCGAAGCCGUGGGGCCCGAGCCGGCGCCCGCCCCGCCCGUGCGGAAGGGCAGGGGGCGGCCACGCAAGUCACGGCACAGCGUGCGCGUCACCAAGCAUACGCCCGCCCACUCCUCCGACAACGACGAGAGCGAGCACGCAGUGGCAUAUGAUCCCAACCGCGUGAAGAUGGAACCUCAGGAUAGGGACGGGCUGCUGGACAGCGAACAGGACAGGAUCAUUGACGCGUCUGGAAACACGAUCGAUUUCUACCCUGGGGCCGAGUUUGGUAGCCCCGGUGGCGGCUAUGACGAUGGACCUUCCUCGGGCUACCACGACUCGGGCGCCGGCUACGGGGGCUGCACGCCAGGCUAUGACGACGCGGCACCGGGCUACGGCGACGCCACGCAGGACUACGGCGAGGAGGAAGCCGCCCCAGACUACGAGGACCCCACGGUGGACUACGACGGCUCGGCGCCGGACUACGACGACGGAGCGGCAGCCCCGGACUACGACGACGGAGCGCCCCCGCUCCACGGCUACGGCGACGUGGACGGCAUGGACGCCUCCGGCAUCGCGGUGCCGCUCGACGGAGGAGUUGGAGACGAGGAGGAGGAGGACGGGGGAGAGGACGGCAAGCGGCGGCUGCUGCAAUGCAACUACUGCAACUUCGCCGCGAUGCGCAAGUACAAGCUCGUGCGGCACAUCCGCACACACACGGGCGAGCGGCCCUUCGGCUGCGACGCUUGCGGCAAGCGCUUCAUCCGCAGGGAGCACCUGCAGCGGCACACGCAGGUACACGCAGGUACACGCACGCACACCGGCGAGCGGCCCUUCGGUUGCGAGGCUUGCGGGAAACGGUUCAUCCGCAGAGAGCACCUGCAGCGGCAUACGCAGGUUCACCAGAAGGAACGCCGGUUCGUGUGCCGCCGCUGCCGCCGCCUCUUCGUCUUCGCCAACUCGGUGGGCAUCGAGUUUGGCACUCGGCGGUACGGCGUGUGCGAGGAGUGCUCCGUGCUCGGCCUGCGCGACCCCCCCCUGAAGAAGGAGGGGGGCGGGCGGGGGGGCGGCCGUGGCAGGGGGGGAGGGCGUGGAAGCAGGGGGGGCAGCCGCAUCGGCGGGGGGGGCAGCGCGGCGGAGAAGCGGGCGGCGAUGGCAGCGGCGGUGGAGGCGGUGGUGGCGGGGAGAGGAGGGGGCGGGGCCGGAGAAGAAGGGGAAGGAGAUGGAGACGGAGACAUGGCGGCUGUGCCGGACGGAGGAGCCAGCCUGGAACGCGUUGUUUUCAAAAUGGAACCAGAUGCGGGUUCGGAGGAGGACUGGAGCCAGAGGGGGGGCGACCCCCCACUCAGCUGCGACAAACCGGCAGGGGCCUUCUGAUAGCAGCCUCUUCCUCCCCCCCCCUCCCUCAUUCCCACCCCCUGCCAUCUCCCCGAAUGUGCCCGCCCCGCCCCCCCCCCCCCCCCCACCUCUUCAUUCCUUUCUCAAUUAUUUUGAAUUAUUCUCCUUUCUUUUUCGGAGCCGUGUGUGGUUGGACACGUGGAUUUGAGAGAGAUGGUCACACCCAAGAGUCGCACGGAUUUGGUGACACCAGCAUAGUCGGCCGAUGCUGCCGUCUCACUGCAGCGUCAACGGAAAACCCGUCGGCUCGUGUGGUCAACCCCCUGACACAUUCCAGGAGCACGCGAUGAGAAGCCACCUUUGCCUCCUCCUCCCACGCAGCCCUCUAGAACACCGCCACCUCCCGCAAUUAGACGCCGAUUGUGCGCGGCGACGCGACGUGCUUGUUCGCUGGGGACUCUGGCUGCCACUUGCAGGAUUUGGCAUCUGUGUUCAGGCAGCAGGAAUUUGAUUCGUUAUUGGGUAUUGUGUUGAACUUUAUAGCAUUGUACCGCUCAGUUUUGAUAGACUUCGGCUGACUGAAUAGUAUGCCCCGGAUUUAGUCUACAGUGGAAAAGGUGGCAACCCCGUUUGGGAUGAAAUCCUUGUUUCAUGUGUUGUACGCAGAGAAGGGUUUACCGGUCGUAAGUUUUUAUACAAAAAUAAUUUUGUCUUUUUUUUUUGUUGUUGUUGUGCUGAUCAUUUUAAUUAAAAUUAAUCUGUGCUAGGAAAAAGUGGGGGUCACCCAGUUAUUCUGGCAUGCAGCAGAACGAACUGGUGUUUGGUUGCUCAGGGGAAAAACUUAUCAAUUUUACCAAUGUCUCAUUCAAUACUUGACAACAAACAUCCCCAGGAGCUCGCUGGUUUUGAGGCAACACUUUCACGACCAUUAUUUUGCUUAUGCCUGAUAUCGUACAGACCCAGGAUUCACGAGCCUACUCCUACCACCAGGGUCAUGCCUGUAGUCUUGUCGAAUAAAUUUGCCUUGUUAAGGGAGCUACAUUAUUAACUGUGGCUUGAAACCACGUUCCAGGAGACUAUAAAGGUAUUUUGACAGUGAAAACAAAUGCGUCACCAAAAAUCGUACCGCCCAUUCAUUCCUUGUGUGUCUAGGGUUGAGUUCCUGGUGAAGUGAUUUCAAUUGUACGCAAUGGAUGGUGAAGGCUGACGGACACCUUUUUAAGAGAUUGUACUGUACAGGCACACCUCGCUUCGCACUCAAGAUGCGUUGUUCCCGGAGAAGUUAGCGCUAAUAGAAUUAGCGUUAAAGGCGGGGGUGGAGGUGGUGGGGGGGGGAUCAUUCUAACCAUUGUACAUAUGGGGAUGCGUUCCGGACAGAAUUUAUUCUUUCGUACGAGCAAUAUCAUGGGAGCUUAAUUGGGGUAAUCGGUAAUAGCGCUGAUAAUAAUGCGGAUGGUAAAGAUUAUUUCAUACGUAAAAGAAUAUAAUUUAUUAUAUCAGUAAAGUAUUAUGUACUGUACUGAUGAGUGCAUUCUACUGUACUCCCUACAAGGCAGUGGAUGGGAGACGAGGUUGGGAGCUGCUGCUGCGCUUUCAAUCCGCGUCACUCUCACAGAAGAGCUCCAGGACCUCCGUGAUCGGAGUGAUAUCCUCAAGUCUAAAUUCCUGUGGUGAGGUUUCUUUGAGGUAGAGCCCUGAGAGACUCUAUCCUGGUCUCGCGAAUUCUCACCUGGCUAUCUGAAAAAAAAAAACUUUUUUUUCUUCUUCAAAAUUUGGAUACGGCUACGAAUUAUGAUAAUGACAUCACGGGGGGGAUGGUGGGGUCUGGUUGGCUCAGGCAUGCAUCGCUCUUAUUGGCUGAGCAAACAUUGGGGGGGGCGGGUCGUUUUUUGGGCCAAUGCUGCUGAAUGUGGGUUGUCACUCGCAAGGGCUGCUUUUAGAUUAUUUUAUUUCAUUUUAUCUUUGCUUUCUCCAGGACAGAGGUUCUGUCAUCACGAAUCGACGUUCUCACGAGGUCACGCUAAGCGAGGUCUGCCUGUGUUACAAACAAUGACCUGACCAUUUUUAGCUGUUAACACUGCCCCCCUCAACUGAAUUUUACGUACGAUAAGUGACGUCUUCAAACUGCAACUCAAGUAAGCAUUGAGAGGCUCUCCAGCCCCUGAGCCAGUGGUGGAAAUUUCAAGCUCCUUUGGAAGAAUCUCUGCAUAGGACUACCAAAGAUAACAUCAAGUGUGAGGAAAUGCCCUUGAACUUGGAGUAAUUGUCGCAAUGUUGGAAUAUUACCAAAUGUCCUUCUCACUGAUGCACCAGAUUCAAUGCAGGAUCAUUUUUCUAUUUAAAUAGUUGUGAGUGUAGUGCCUCUAGUGGCUGGAGGAGACGAUCUAUCACAUGUGAAUGUUUAGAUUGAGAAAAAACCAUUUCAAAAUCAUUUCGAAUCGAUGCAUAAUCCUAAAAUGACUGGUAUUCACAUGUUUGUCGGAAGCAGUAUAUAUCUCUAGCAAGCCCGUCCUCAAUUCUCUUGACAUUUAGAAAUGAUAUCACAAGGUCACCCCACAACAUUGCUAAUUGGCUGGUGGUGUAAUGCACAUUUCAUACAUUAAGUUUUUAUGUUCCAUCUGAAACGAUUGAACACACUUUCUGAGUCGGUAUAAAAAGAUGACAUUGCAUGCAGGCAAUUGACAAUGCUGGUGGGCACCACUUGUGAUGUGUGGCCACGUGUUUGGAUCGGUACUGAACAUAUUCUUUCAAAAUGUUGCUUCCUGUCCAUUGCCUAAAACCCAAGCAGGCUCCUGGAACUGAAGGUGAUUUGACCUCGGGUUGUUAAAAGUGUAUUUUUUUUGCAUCAUCAUUAUUCUCGUGAAAUAACUGUUACCAGUUUUCUGCACAUAUACAGAUGGUCAGCAACAAAGCAUAACAAUUGUUUAAUUUUUAACUGAGAAUUGAAGGGAGCUGCCAUGACAAUGGUUGGCACACUGGACUUGCAAUCCAUAGGUCUCUGGUUCACCUGGUGGGGCAGUUGAAACAUUCGGUAAGUUUCUUAACCCUCCCUGUGUCCCCCCCCCCCCCCCCCCCCUUCGUCUCUGUCCACCUGCCAGUAUAAAUGGGCACAUCAGUCAAUCGGCAGAUCGCGUGCGGUGGAACGGAGCGUGGGCACACCCACAAUCACCAUCUGGAGCUCCCUCUAGUUGGAGGCCCUUCCACACCAGCAGUGGGCAUGAGCCGGCGAGAAAUUUCCGGGCUGCACCAUUUGAAUUUGAGAAAGGACGAGGGCAAAUGUAGAGCGUACGCGGCGGUGGCUUUGGCCGCCUUGCCGUUCGUACGUUCGUGCCCGCUGAUUGGUGCACUUCUAAAAUUCCGCUGGGAUCGAAUCGACUUUUUUUUAAUCGUUAAUUGCCCGUUUUUUUCCUUUCAAAAACUCGAUAAUACUUACCGCAAACUCUUAAGAAAGUAAAUGGGCUUAGGCAGGACACUUCACCGCUAGAAAGGACAAUGGCUGGAUAAUGAAGGAAAUUCAUCUGUAAUUACGUCCGACCAACGAGAUGGAGCGAUUAAAUAAGAUCAUCGUGACCAGAUGGUGGCAUCUUGGGGAGACCAUCAGGCAGUGGAUUGAUCACGGCUGAUGGCAAUGCCAAUAUAAAAAUGCUUGUAGCAAUAAUUAUUGAUAUCUCCAGUUGGAUGAAAGGCUUGUAAAUUGCUGCGGUAGUGUUAGAAAAUGUUAAAGGGUACCACGUUUGUGUAAGUUUUGUUUUUGUCAAUGUGUUUUUUUUAAUGAUUGCUGAGCACAGACCCCAAGCCCCAAAACGUGCAGCGGCCAGUAACAGACCAGAGUUAACGCGUUUCUUGAAUUGAGCAAAGGUUAUUUCUUUGAAUUGAGAAAAUAAAGGCAGGGAAUUCCUAUGUUGAUCAGUCCUGAGUGAAGAAGUAGAAAAGUGAUGUGACUUGCAUGUGGUGAAUUGAGUGAGUGAGCUGGUGAAUGGAUGUGUGGGUGAGUGGGCUGGUGAAUGGAUGUGUGGGUGAGUGGGCUGGUGAAUGGAUGUGUGGGUGAGUGGGCUGGUGAAUGAGUAUCGUCACCUGCAGUAAGGUAGUUGAACACUGUGGAUGAGACGAAAGUCUGGUGGGAGUUCUCAACGUGGGUGAGAAGGAACCAAUAUGUGAAGUUCGCAGUAAGCAUAAAAAAACACAUGGGAUUGGUAGAAGCAGAAGAGUGAUAAGGAGGCGACUGGACCACCAUCGAUUGAACGAGUGAUUGGAGUGAGUUCUGGAUCCUCGAUCAACCCCCCGACUGCUUUGCCUUGAAGUAUGUUGCGGCACAAUUCAGUUUUCUACAUUGAAAAUUUUAUUUUUCUGUCAGUUUUGAUGUUGGUUUGAUGUUGCAUAUGCAGUGCAAUUCCCAGCCAAGGGUGGAAGAAGGUUAAUGCGAAACAGUUUGGGCUUAUUAUUUAGAUAAGUUGGUGAAUGGAUUUCCUUCAAAUUAAUACCAUUAAAAUACAUUAUACUAUUUCUAACUUAACAAUCAAUAUUUUUGGCGUUACCGCAGAUUAUAGCCAAUGACCAACAUAGAUCUACAGAUGAAGAAUCGGACGAUAUCUCCUUCACGUCGUUGUCCUAACAACUAUAAAAGUAUUGCACAUCACAUUGGCUACAUCUCGGUAGCAUUGGUUCAACAAAAGCAAACUGGAUCGGUUUCGACUUUGCAGUGUAGCCUGGAUAAAUAUCUCAAUACAGAGCAUGUAAUCCACGACUCGUGUGUGAUAAUUCUGAAUGAACUAUUCAUCUCAAGUCCAGUUAAUAUCAGCAGGCCACUGCCCAGUUUGGUCGGUCAUUAUGGCUGUGUCCAGAGCCAACCAAAUCUUUUGGUCCCUGGGUGCAUUGUACAGUAUGCACCCCUAUCCACAAUGUUAGUGUCAAGUCAAAAUUCACAGUAAUUUCCUGCUUAAAUGAGCAUUGAGGCAGUGCUCAUCUUCAGCCAGCGGUGGAAAAAUUCCACAUUCCUGUGGCGUAUGCGAGUGUGGCCAUGGGACAACUGCUCGCAAAGCAACACUUUUAUUUGUCAUGAUGGCCGAGUGAACCACCUAGAUAACAUCUUGCUGCAUACACACAGGAUUGUUAUUAUUCGGGCUGCCUGUACAUCCUCAGCUCUUCCACUGCUGCAUGGAGGGUCUCCCCAAUGCCAUAUAAAUUGCAGGCGGUUGACUGGUCUUGAUUCGCCAAACCAUUCAAUAUGGGUCGGUGUGAAGUGGGACAUGAAAAGCGUGGCUACUGAUGUUAGCCGUGUCCAGGACUCAAACCUACGUCACCGAUAUUUUAAUUGCUGUAAAACGGACUGAUUAACUCUUGUGAAAUGUGUGGCAUUUGAUGUAAUAGAGCUCUUUUGACAUGAACAGAGGUAUGUUGGAAUUGGAGCGCUGUCAAUAUUAACCGAGCGCUGUUGCAUUGAACGCCAUGGUGUAUGGAUGCACUACCAUCGGUUUUACAGCUUUGGCAUUGCUUAUUUCACAGUAACAUGUUUGGAACAAAAUUCGGCGAUAACGAGGACAGCUUAAAUACUCAAUGUCCAGUUAACAUUGUGUGUUGCAGCCUUGUCGCAUGAAGAGAGGCAGUACACAGUGAACUGGAGUGAUUCACCAGCACUGAUUCUAGACCCUCAAUGCCCAAGUCAUUGAUUUCCUACUCAAUGGACAUUGAGGUGGUGCUCAUCUCCCCAUUUACAGCCCAAAGCCAUUGGUGGAAAUUCCACAUUCCAAUGUUAGGUGCGAGUCAACAUAGAACAACUACCGGUGACAACCCACAACGUGGUAAUCAACGUGUCGACUUUGAAGAGGGAUGUAACGGGGUUGAGUCCACCCUCACCCAGGAUUUGAACUGGCCACCUGAUUUUGAGAAACUCUUCCGUUGCUCAAGCAACCUGGUUCCGAAAGAUGUUGCCUCAAAUAAACUUGAGGCUGGGCCCCUCAAUAAGUGAGGCCCCCCCGCCCUGCCAGCCAUCCCCAACGAACGCUCUCUUGAGCGAAUGAGCUCGCAGUGUACAGGAUAAUCUAUUUAAACUUUAGUUUGUUAUCCAAGUCUUUUAUUGUAGUCUGACAGGUAACAGCUGUUCGGGGAGUGUUUUUUUUAAACGAAUGAAUGAAACUGAGAUGUUUAUUUUUUAUUUUGAGGUUUUGGUUUUCGUUGGGCGUGUGGGUUUUGAUGGCGUCGUGAGUUUUUUUUUGUACCAGAGUCACCGUUUUGCCGCGAAUCAUUCUCAAAUUAAUGCGAUGUUUCGGGGGGAAUUGUCGAAUGGUAAAAAUUGUAAAAAAAAAAUCUUAAUUUCGCAGGAGCAUGAAAGAUGAAUUGGCCGACUCGUUUAUUAUUUCUCUUUCUUUGUGAUUGAAUUCAAAAUAUGAAUUAAAACCACCGAUGAAUGAU